Dipodomys ordii (Ord's kangaroo rat) is the source of this 2063-nucleotide messenger RNA. It is a transcript of the gene Trip10, whose product is annotated as thyroid hormone receptor interactor 10. The coding region runs from base 36 to 1835 and encodes 599 amino acids. Lineage: Eukaryota; Metazoa; Chordata; Mammalia; Rodentia; Heteromyidae. The record is from RefSeq and is a predicted model, not a curated record. The transcript is spliced from 15 exons. Gene Ontology annotation, biological process: signal transduction. Gene Ontology annotation, molecular function: protein binding.
GCGGCGGCGGCGGCGGGAUCAGCGGCGGGAGCAGCAUGGAUUGGGGCACUGAGUUGUGGGAUCAGUUCGAGGUGCUGGAGCGCCACACGCAGUGGGGCCUGGACCUGUUGGACCGCUAUGUGAAGUUCGUGAAAGAACGCACGGAGGUGGAGCAGGCCUACGCCAAGCAGUUGCGGAGCCUGGUGAAAAAAUAUCUGCCCAAGAGACCGGCCAAAGAUGAGCCCGAAUCCAAGUUCAGCCAGCAGCAAUCAUUUGUGCAGCUGCUGCAGGAGGUGAACGACUUCGCGGGCCAGCGCGAGCUGGUGGCCGAGAACCUCACGGUGCGCGUGUGCCUGGAGCUGGCCAAGUACUCACAGGAGAUGAAGCAGGAGCGCAAGAUGCACUUCCAGGAGGGACGGAGGGCCCAGCAGCAGCUGGAAAACGGCUUCAAACAGCUGGAGAAUAGUAAGCGUAAAUUUGAGCGAGAUUGCCGGGAGGCAGAGAAAGCGGCCCAGACGGCAGAGCGGCUGGAUCAGGACAUCAAUGCCACGAAGGCAGACGUGGAGAAGGCCAAGCAGCAAGCUCACCUACGUAGCCACAUGGCUGAGGAGAGCAAGAACGAGUACGCAGCCCAGCUACAGCGCUUCAACCGAGACCAGGCCCACUUCUACUUUUCACAGAUGCCUCAGAUAUUUGAUAAACUCCAGGACAUGGACGAGCGCCGGGCUGCGCGCCUGGGCGCGGGGUACGGGCUGCUGUCCGAGGCGGAGCUACAGGUGGUCCCCAUCAUUGCCAAGUGUCUGGAGGGCAUGAAGGUGGCGGCUGACGCUGUGGAUGCUAAGAAUGACUCUCAGGUCCUCGUGGAGCAGCACAAGUCCGGCUUCGCCCGCCCAGGCGACGUGGAAUUCGAAGACUUCAGCCAGCCCAUGAACCGGGCCCCCUCAGACAGCAGCCUGGGCACCCCAUCCGAUGGCCGGCCGGAGCUGCGAGGCUCUGGCCGAAGCCGUGCCAUGCGCUGGCCCUUCAGCAAAAAGAACAAGCCGCGCCCCCCACCCCUUUCCCCCUUGGGGGGCCCCCACUCCCCGGCUUUGCCUAAUGGACCCCCAUCCCCCCGCUCCGGCCGUGACCCCUUGGCCAUACUGAGUGAGUUCAGUAAGUCGGUCAAACCCCGGCUAGCAUCCUUCCGCAGCCUUCGAGGUAGCCGGCGGACUGUGGUGACAGAAGAUUUUAGCCAUUUGCCCCCAGAGCAGCAGAGAAAACGGCUGCAGCAACAGUUGGAAGAACGGAAUCGAGAGCUGCAGAAGGAGGUGGAUCAGAGGGAUGCUCUGAAGAAGAUGAAAGAUGUCUAUGAGAAGACACCCCAGAUGGGGGACCCUGCCAGCUUGGAGCCCCGAAUCACAGAAACUCUGAAUAACAUUGAAAGGCUCAAGUUGGAAGUUCAAAAGUAUGAGGCUUGGUUGGCAGAAGCCGAGAACCGGGUCCUGAGCAAUCGAGGGGACAGCCUGGGAAGACACGCCCGGCCCCCCGACCCCCCUGCCAGUGCACCCCCAGACAGCAGCAGCAGUAGCUCCCAGGAUAACAAGGAAAGUUCUGAGGAGACACCCUUGGAAGAGGGCCAGGACACCCCUAUUUACACAGAAUUUGAUGAAGAAUUUGAGGAGCCUACGUCCCCCAUUGGCCAGUGUGUGGCCAUCUAUCAGUUUGAAGGGUCCAGCGAGGGUACCAUCUCCAUGAUGGAGGGUGAAGGACUCCUAGUGAUGGAAGAGGAUAAAGGAGACGGUUGGACGCGGGUCCGGCAGAAAGAAGGAGGCGAAGGUUAUGUGCCCACCUCCUACCUCCGAAUCACGCUCAACUGAACCCUGCCCGACCUGGGAAGAAGGGGGGCUGGCGGCUGCUGCUUCCGGGCCACGGGGGGCCCCCCAGAACCUAUGCACUUUAUUUCUGUCCCUCGUGGCUUCUGCCUAUGACCUGUGUAACCUGCUGGCCCCGCCCCGUCCACCUGUCACCCCUCAGUGGCCCCGCUGUGCCUUCCAGCCUGGAUGUAACAUACUUAAGUUUCCAGUCCUUUCUUCCUACCACUUGGC